Necator americanus (New World hookworm) is the source of this 249-nucleotide messenger RNA. RefSeq lists its product as uncharacterized. The coding region runs from base 1 to 249 and encodes 82 amino acids. The record is from RefSeq and is a predicted model, not a curated record. Lineage: Eukaryota; Metazoa; Nematoda; Chromadorea; Rhabditida; Ancylostomatidae. The transcript has a single exon.
AUGAGGCCAUCGGGGCGGGGCCGGCGAACGAACACCGGCAUCGCUCGAAGGCGAAGGAAGAACGACCGCGACGACGCCGGGAAGUGGUGUUGCCGGCGGCAAAAAGAAGGGAUUAUUCGCUGGGGACGAAACGAGGAUUCGCCAGGAACGAAAUCGACAAGUCACGGGCGUGAGCAAUUGUGUCGACCUCACGAGCGAUGUCAACCGGAAAAGUCCAAAACGAAAAAGGUAUCGAUAAAAGAAGGAUGA